Molecule: messenger RNA, 777 nt
Organism: Raphanus sativus (radish)
Lineage: Eukaryota; Viridiplantae; Streptophyta; Magnoliopsida; Brassicales; Brassicaceae
Exons: 1
Coding region: 1-777 (258 amino acids)
Source: RefSeq, a predicted model, not a curated record
AUGGCUAGGCGCCUCACUGCAACAGAGAAGGGUAAAGGAAUUCUGAUAGAGACAGACCAACCUCUAAUCAAGAGAAUCAAAGCCCCACGGCUCGACAACGAAGCACUCAUUAGAGAACACUCUCGCACUUUGAUAGGACAAACCACAAACAACCAGGAACAACGGAUCUGGUCUCUCAUCCAGUCACUCCCCCGCAAAUGGAGCAUCCAAGGAAGAGUUGAAGGAGUUGACAUAGGAAACGACUGCUUUCAGUUCAAAUUUGAGAAGGAAGAGGACCUACAAAAAGUGUUAGACAACAGACCCUACCAUUUCAACUACUGGAUGGUCCUACUUCAGAGAUGGGAGCCUGUCAUUUCUGCUACUUUCCUGUCUCAGAUUCCUUUCUGGAUCGAGAUAAAAGGACUCCCCCUCCACUACUGGCAUGACCUAAUGGUGUGCAACAUAGGAGACGAACUAGGCACAAGAGAAAAGCAUGAACUCACAUCAAGAACUGCACGAGUCAGAGUCGCUAUCGAUGGUCUAAAACCACUAGUAAAGGAAACUAUAAUAGAGUUCGACUCAGGGGAAGAGGCAAGGAUUACCUUAGAAUACAAGCGUUUGGAGAACCACUGUUCUUUCUGUCAACGCCUCUCCCAUCUAAGCUCACACUGCCCAACCAGGAGGGAAGCCGAGAGUAUCACAAAGCGGUUAGGCUCCGAGUACCGGAGAAUGAGGUACCCAAAUACAACAAAGAAAAACCCUCAUAUCAGAGUCGCCAAAUCCAAACGACAGAGCUGA